AUGGGGCUGAAAAGUCCCAUGAUCAGCCAUCUGCAAACUGGAGAACCAGGAAAGCUGGUGGUAUUAUCAAUGACUGUGAAGACCUGCGAAUCAGGUGCUAAUGAUGAAGCCAUUCAAGAGGUCUAUGAGGCUGAGUUUGAAGGCCACUCAGCGGGCCCCAGCUGGCGGCAUCGAGCUGAGGGCCUGAGUUGUGAUUACACAGUCCUGUUUGGCAAAACCGAAGCAGACAAGAUUUUCCAGGAGCUGGAGCAAGAAGUGGAAUAUUUUACAGGUGCGCUGGCCAGGGUCCAGGUGUUCGGGAAGUGGCACAGUGUGCCCAGGAAGCAAGCCACCUAUGGCAACGCAGGGCUGACCUACGUGGUCUCGGGCCUCACUCUGUCUCCAAAGCCCUGGAUCCCAGUUCUAGAGCACAUCCGGGAUCGUGUUUCUGUGGUGACAGGAGAGACCUUCAACUUUGUGCUUGUCAACAGGUACAACGAUGGCCGUGACCACAUCGGGGAGCACAGAGAUGAUGAACGAGAACUGGCUCCUGGGAGCCCCAUAGUCUCCUUCGGGGCCUGCAGAGACUUCUUCUUCUGGCAUAAGGAUUCCCGGGGGGAAAAGCCCACCUGGAACGUAGAGGUGCUCCGGCUUCAGCUGGCGCACGGGAGUUUGCUCAUGAUGAACCACCCGACCAACACUCACUGGUACCACAGUCUCCCCAUAGGAAAGAAGAUUCUAGCUCCAUGGGUCAAUCUGACAUUUCACAAAAUUCUGCCUGCUAAAAAAGUCAGAGCAGAAGUAACUGUGUCCAAACUUCUGUCUCAGAAUGGAAAGCUCACAGAUUAUUCUCCAGAAGCCCCUCCAGGUGAAAUUGACUCCAUUUUUGUCUGUGCUGCUAACAACUGCAGUGGCCUGGGUUGUGCACCCCACAGCAGCACUCCAGCCCUUGCUUUCAGAUCCAGGCACAUCUCUGCCCUUUGUGCUUCUAAAACUGCCAGCCACUCCCAGUUCACAUAUGCGCCCCUGCAGCUCCAGGGACAGUAUCUCACCAAAUAUUACACAAGUUCUCCUGAUGUUUCCCAGCCUCCUUUGAAGUUAGGAUUGUAUGACUCAAUUGAGCCAAUGUGCCAUGAGGGUGAAUUAUUUGUUAUUACUGCCACUCGUAUGAACUGGCUCCAGCAUACCACUGCUAAGGUUGCUGGUCAAGAGGAAGAUCCAGGUUCUGUAGGUCCCAAACUAUAUAAAACUUGA
Molecule: messenger RNA, 1233 nt
Organism: Neogale vison (American mink)
Lineage: Eukaryota; Metazoa; Chordata; Mammalia; Carnivora; Mustelidae
Product: DNA oxidative demethylase ALKBH2-like
Biological process (GO): DNA repair
Source: RefSeq, a predicted model, not a curated record